CCCCUGCCCUUUGAACUCACGGAUCUAGAUCAGAAAAUCCUCUCCCAGACCGACGAAGAAUACCAACCCCUUUCCUGGGACGAGGUGAAACGCAUAGCCGCCGAGAACCGCCUGGAGCUCUUCACGCGCACGCCGUCGCAGCUGCGGCGGUACUUGACGUGGUCGCGGCGUAUUCGGAUUGAAUAUGGCGGCAUGUUGAACUACAUCUGCACGGAGAGACUGCAGUGGGACAUCGCGGACGGCGGGGUUGCGUGUGUGAACCCAGUCCCGUUCGCCGAUGAGAGGGACUACACGAUCCGGCUCAACGACUGGCCCUAUGGCGUCAGUCCGGAGAUCCGGCACCUGUUGGUCUGGUUGAAGACGCCGCUGGCGGUCGAUCUGGAAGGGAAGUUGACGCGGGAAUCGUGGGACUCGAUCGAUCAUUUCGUGCGUCGGACGUUUCGAGUCAAGCUAGAGGCGGACGGACAUGAAUUGCCGGCGAGCGAGAGGGUGCUGUGGUUUAAGAACUGGACGGCGCUGCAGAGCGUGCGGGCGCUGGAGCACUUUCAUGUCAUGGUGCGAGGGGUUACAGAUGAGUUGAUCAAGGAGUGGACG
Molecule: messenger RNA, 594 nt
Organism: Eremomyces bilateralis CBS 781.70
Lineage: Eukaryota; Fungi; Ascomycota; Dothideomycetes; Eremomycetales; Eremomycetaceae
Exons: 2
Biological process (GO): N-acetylglucosamine metabolic process
Cellular component (GO): cytoplasm
Source: RefSeq, a predicted model, not a curated record